This is a messenger RNA of Cicer arietinum (chickpea), 2749 nucleotides long. Its product is annotated as phenylalanine ammonia-lyase class 3. Gene Ontology annotation, cellular component: cytoplasm. The record is from RefSeq and is a predicted model, not a curated record. Gene Ontology annotation, molecular function: ammonia-lyase activity. Gene Ontology annotation, biological process: L-phenylalanine catabolic process. Lineage: Eukaryota; Viridiplantae; Streptophyta; Magnoliopsida; Fabales; Fabaceae.
AUUCUACUCUAAGUGGCUUGAGGAGUGUCCUAUUUGUCUUGAUCUUUUUGUUUCUUUAGACUUUGGUUCUCUCUUUGCCAUUGCCACCUACUUCCAACAACAUCUGUGAGAAUGAUUUGAAAAUUGUACAAAUAAAAUAGAAUAAAUUGAGAGGAUGAGUUGUUAAAGAAAUCAAUGUGAUUGCAAGGAUGUUUCUUUUCCUGCUUAAUUUUCAACCUUAUGCCAAGUUGAGGUGGCAAAAAGUCAAGCACCAAACCCACAAAUUCCACUGUACACGUGCAAUCAUGCUUCUACUAACUACUCACCAACCAAAACAAAACAACCACUGCUCUCUACUUAAAACCUCAAAAGCCUUUAGUUCAUCUUAGUCAUACAAUACAAAGUCUAUGAACAUGGCAACCAUUAAUCCACAAAAUGACAACCAAAGUGUUUUCUCAAGCUUGAUCAUUGACUCAGACCCUUUAAACUGGGAUUCAGCUGCUAAUUCACUAAAGGGUAGCCACUUUGAGGAAGUAAAACGCAUGGUAGCAGAGUACAAGAAGCCAGUGAUUUGUCUUGGUGGGGUAGAGACACUAACUAUAUCUCAGGUGGCUGCUGUUGCUAACAGCAACUCACAUGUUAAGGUUGAACUCUCAGAGUCUGCAAGGGCUGGUGUUGAAGCUAGCUGCGAGUGGAUCGCCGAAAACAUUGACAAAGGCACUGCCAUAUAUGGUGUUACUACUGGCUUUGGUGCUGCUUCACAUAGAAGAACAGAACAAGGCUUUGCUCUUCAAAAGGAAAUGGUUAGGUUUUUAAACUGUGCAAUAUUUGGCCGUGAAACUGAGUUGUCUCACACACUACCUCAGUCAGCAACAAGAGCGGCUAUGCUUGUGAGGGUUAAUACCCUUCUUCAAGGGUAUUCAGGCAUUAGAUUUGAAAUCUUAGAAGCUAUCACCAAACUCCUCAACCAUAAUGUCACUCCAAUCUUGCCAUUACGUGGUACAAUUACCGCUUCCGGUGAUCUAAUUCCUCUGUCCUACAUAGCUGCAUUGCUAACUGGUAGGCGGAACUCCCGAGCCGUUGGACCCUCAAAAGAGUCCCUUAAUCCCAAGGAAGCUUUCCAUUUAGCAGGUCUAAAUUCUGGAUUCUUUGAGUUGAAGCCUAAGGAAGGCCUUGCUCUUGUAAAUGGAACAGCUGUUGGAUCCGGUGUGGCUUCUACCGUACUUUUCGAGGCAAACAUAUUGGCUUUGUUGUCAGUAGUUCUAUCAGCAGUUUUUACUGAAGUAAUGCAAGGGAAGCCGGAAUUUACGCAUCAUCUUAUACAUAAGCUGAAGUUCCAUCCAGGUCAAAUUGAAGCUGCUGCUAUCAUGGAACACAUUUUAGAUGGAAGCUCUUAUAUCAAAAACGCGAAACUGCAGCAAACAGAUCCAUUACAGAAGCCAAGAAAAGAUCGUUAUGCUCUUCAAACUUCUCCUCAGUGGCUUGGUCCACAAAUUGAAGUUAUCCGGUUUUCGACCAAGUCGAUUGAAAGGGAGAUAAAUUCAGUCAAUGACAAUCCUCUGAUUGAUGUCAAAGGGAACAAGGCUCUGAAUGGUGGUAAUUUUCAAGGUACUCCUAUUGGAGUCUCCAUGGAUAAUGUUCGUUUAGCUAUUGCUUCAAUUGGAAAACUCGUGUUUGCGCAAUUUACUGAGCUUGUCAAUGACUUGUAUAAUAAUGGGUUGCCAUCAAAUCUUUCUGUUGGUAGAAACCCAAGUCUUGAUUAUGGUUUUAAGGCCUCUGAAGUUGCCAUGGCUGCUUAUUGUUCUGAACUUCAAUAUUUAGCGAAUCCUGUGACAAGCCAUGUGCAAAGUGCUGAGCAACACAACCAAGAUGUGAACUCUUUGGGUUUGAUUUCAGCUUGGAAAACUGUUGAAGCCAUUGAGAUAUUGAAGCUUAUGUCUUCCACAUAUUUGGUUGCACUUUGCCAAGCUAUUGACUUGAGGCACUUGGAAGAAAUUUUUAAGAACACUAUAAAAAAUACUAUAAGCAGAGUUGCAAAGAAAACAUUAAUCAUAGAAGACAAAGAAGAAAUUGAUCCAUUUAGAUUUUGUGAGGAAAAUUUGCUCAAAGUGGUUGAUAGAGAAUAUGUAUUCUCCUACAUAGAUGAUCCCUCCAAUGUUACGUAUCCAUUGAUGCCGAAACUAAAGCAAGUACUCUAUGAGCAUGCACACAUCAGUGCCAUUAAUGACAAGAAUGCGAGCUUGUCAAUAUUUGAGAAGAUUGGAGCUUUUGAGGAUGAAUUGAAGUCUCUAUUGCCAAAGGAAGUUGAAAGUGCAAGGGUGGCAUUUGAGAAGGGAAAUCCAACAAUUCCAAACAGAAUUAAGGAAUGUAGGUCAUACCCACUCUACAAGUUUGUGAGGGAAGAACUAGGAAUAGGAUUGCUGACAGGGGAAAAGGAUGUCUCACCAGAUGAAGAAUUUGAAAAAGUAUUUACAGCAAUGUGUCAAGCAAAGAUUAUUGAUCCAGUUCUGGAAUGUCUUGGUGAUUGGAACGGAGUUCCCAUCCCAAUAUAAUCUGCAAUGUUUAACAAUAAUUGGCUGGCAUAUUUUGUUUUUCUCGUGUGUAUUCCUCUUGGUGUAAACUUUAUACAAAUUAUGAGGACAGAAUCAAUGAAAAACAAGCAUGUCAUCACUUUUAAAUACCAGUCACAAAUUUACACAAUUAUUUACUAUAAUAAUAUAACCAUGUGUAAAUUAUUAGCUAGUUUAAUCUACACAACUUGAGUGGAAAA